Chelmon rostratus (copperband butterflyfish) is the source of this 5027-nucleotide messenger RNA. RefSeq names its product zinc finger and BTB domain containing 2b (gene zbtb2b). Bases 161 to 1747 code for a protein of 528 amino acids. The record is from RefSeq and is a predicted model, not a curated record. NCBI's taxonomy places the organism in Eukaryota, Metazoa, Chordata, Actinopteri, Chaetodontiformes, Chaetodontidae. Gene Ontology annotation, molecular function: DNA-binding transcription factor activity, RNA polymerase II-specific; protein binding; RNA polymerase II cis-regulatory region sequence-specific DNA binding. Gene Ontology annotation, biological process: regulation of transcription by RNA polymerase II. The transcript has 3 exons. Gene Ontology annotation, cellular component: nucleus.
ACAGCGACGGACGACCCUCUCCGCCGCCAACGAAUGCUGCGUUCGCGAGGAGCAGUACGAGCUGCUGCGAGCCCCAGAGAGGACGGACGAGUCCCCGGUAACAAACAAACAACGGCGACACGGCAAACUCCACCAAUUUAAGCGGAGCGCAGGUUGAAGAAUGGAGUUGGCCAACCAUGGUCUUAUCCUGCUGCAGCAGCUUAACUCUCAGAGGGAGUUUGGCUUCCUGUGCGACUGCACUGUGGCUAUAGGAGAUGUCUUCUUCAAAGCCCACAAAGCGGUCCUCGCUGCCUUCUCCAACUACUUCAGAAUGCUCUUCAUUCAUCAGGACAGUGACUGUGUGCGCCUGAAGGCUGCUGACAUACAGCCAGAUAUCUUCAGCUACCUCCUCAACCUGAUGUACACAGGCAAGCUUGCACCCCAGUUGAUAGACCCUGCACGGCUGGAGCAGGGGGUCAGAUUCCUGCACGCCUAUCCGCUCUUGCAGGAGGCCAGCCAGUCUGUGUAUUCACACCCUGAGCACAGCAUCAACCUGUCCACCUCCCUCUACGGCAUCCAGAUCUCUGACCAGCAGGUAGCGCUGUCAGCCAGGGUGCCCUCUCGACGGCAGCUCUCCUCGCCUUUUGACAUGGAGCAGCUCAGCUCGGAGGGGAAGUAUCCGUCCACGCCAGCUGCCACAGCUUCAUACGCAAAUUCCUUACCGUCCAAGCUAGCUUCCUCGCCCCUAGAUGUGGAGGCCUCGACGAGUGGCACCAAGCCCGCAGUAGAGGAAGGAAUGGACUUGGUAAGUGCAGAUGGCUCCUCAGCAAAUGCCAUCCUCCAUGUAAAGCCCAGCAUCAUGAAGAGGAGUUCCUCCUUUAGGAAGCAUUACUCCUGUCAUCUGUGCGGGAGCCGGUUCAUCCAGAGAAGCCUGCUGAGAGAGCAUCUCCUCCAACACACCCAGGCUCUGCAGCAGGCUCCAGCUGAGCCCAGCGGUGCACUCUCACCCGUCAUGACUGGAGAACAUAGCAUGCUAGAGGUAGAGGGGGUCCUUAAGGGAAGCAAGGCGGGGUCAAGUGCCUUGGCAUCCACUACAGCAGUAGAGAUAAUCAGCGACAGCGAGCAAACGCCUGUUUCAGGUACCAACUCGGACUCUCCCCGAGCAGAGGUGUCCACGUCCAGCUGGGGGGUGGGAGGAUUAAAUUCUCAGGCAGACACACCGCCUCCGUCAGACAUUGCGGACAUCGACAACCUGGAGAGCGCCGACUUGGACAGGGAGGUGAAGCGGCGGAAGUACGAGUGCUCCACCUGUGGGCGCAAGUUUAUUCAGAAGAGCCACUGGCGUGAACACAUGUACAUCCAUACGGGCAAGCCCUUCAAAUGCAGCGCUUGCGGCAAGAGCUUCUGCCGGGCCAACCAGGCGGCCCGCCACGUGUGCCUGAACCAGGGGGCCGACACCUAUACCAUGGUGGACCGGCAGAGCAUGGAGCUGUGCGCCGCAGGCGACGACAGCAGCCAGAUGGAGGCAAUGUUCUCUGGCUCGUCAAAGCCUUACAAGUGUAACAUUUGUGCGACCACCUUCUCCAGUCCCAACGAGGUCAUCAAACACUUGUGCUUCACCCAAGGGGGGUUAAUGGGGCUGCAGGGAAACACGGGCGCAGGGAUGCUGCUCCAGCGUGAGGAGUUUUCCAAAGAUGAAGGCUCUGAUUUGUCCAACUCUGGCACCCCACUGGAACCCAUAAAGACUGAGGAAAUCCUCGUAGAGUAGUGCCAAAAAUGUGUAUUUGUCCUUUUUAACGCGUGUGUUUAUAUUCUAAGUUAUGGUUAAUAGGUAAGCUGAAGGUGCAGUUAGUCAGGGUAUGUAUGUUAGAGGCUCUCAAGCUACUAAAACUUUUUUCUUCCCUUUUUUUUGGUACAAUAUUUUGGAAAUUUUUGGCCCUGAGUAUGAAAAAAGUCUUAAAUAGUAAAUUAAAUAGCUCAUAGCUCUCUGGAGUUCAGUCCAACAUCAUAAGAAAAGCAAGCAACAUUAAAAUAUGAGUCAAGGCUUAAGUUGAAUACCAACGAGGGAGAGGAAGUAGCUAUCAGCUUGUCUCAUCUCAUCGUUUUAUUGUUGGUGCGCAUUGGUAUAGGACUCUCACAUGUCAGGCUGCACCACAUUGUAUUCGUCCUGAAGAGCUACCGUUGUGGUGAGGCUGCACAGGCGGACUUUUGAGUGUAAAAGGAAAAGGAAGCUGAGGCACUUCCGGAGCAGACAGCAGGUUGUGAGAUGAGUGGGCCGCGUCAGAUCUGCCCUGCCUCUGGAGUUGCACACAAGAGUCGUUUCUUCUUGGUCAUAAAUGAGAUGCUGAUUCUGCACAUCAGGUAUAGAUUAUAAAUCCAGCUAAGAGCACACAAUAUAUUGCCCUGAGACAAUCUGUGCUCCUUUUUUUGACUUGAUGCCCCAUAUCGAGGAAAGUACAUUUGUCUUCCAUUCAUGUUUUGGUUGACUCGGCAGAAUGAAUACCUUGAAAAGUAAUGACCGUUAUUUUCAUCCUUCUCAGCAACCGUUUAGUUGUUUUACUCUGUGUUUUGUUGACUGUGCUAAGUGUGAGUAUGUCAUUACACCAUAUUAAAGCACAAUUGAUCUUCAUAAUAAGAGUCUGGCCACUCGAAGUUGGUCACAACAAGCAAGAAUGGUUUACAGUUGAGCCACUUUUAUUCUGUUUUGACUCAUUUUUACUUAUGUUGUUGAACUCUUUGGUCACUGAAGAAGCAUCGUGUUCCAAUCAAACACACAUACCUUGAUGGAAGGCUGUCCUGUACAAUAUUGUACAUCUUGUCUUUGUAUAAUUUGCUUUAAUCUGCUUCUAAAAGCCCUUAGUAUUUGUUUGACGUGCUUUUCUAAUUUUAUAUACAAUGCUAUAUUUACAAAGAUUACUUUAUAUUGCAAAAGUUGUAUGUAUAUUAUUAGACAAAUAGCUUUCAAAAUAGGAUAACAUUUGGUUUAGCAAAGGUUUAUGUAUUAGGGAUGGGCAUGAUGAAUUUAUCUUUAACUUCCUUAAGAAAUAGGUUAAAAGAGGUAAGAAUUGAAAAAGAUUUUUUGGGAUUUUACGUCUCUUCCCCUAGUUCCUAACCUCCUUACUCACUUUGUGCAAAGGGAAACAUCAUCUCUGUCAUGUCUCAGUAAGACCUUCUGACAUUUAUAUUUGUUCUUUAAAAAAAAAAAGUGGUAGUAGCGACACAAGUCAUUUAUAGAAACAACAGUGUGGGAAAGAAUAUGCAGGUGAACGAUGCAGAGGUUGUAGAGUCUGAAUGCUCCACCUGUCAGUGUUGAAGUCAUGUGAGCUCAGGCAGGGAUUACAACGGGAUACAGGGAGAGUUAGCUUUAAUGAGAAGCUAUUAUAUAAACUGACAUCUCUCUAUAUACCCGACUGUCUGGAUACAUGUGUGUUACAGGAAUAAAAAUAAAAAAAAGCUAUUUAUUAUAAGUUACAGCAACACACAAUUGUUUGAGACACCAGAAACAUGUUCUAUGUACUACUGAUGACUGGACAUUGUGAAGAAUCUUUACGUACAUGUUCAAUUAAUGUGUAGCAGUCGUAUAAAUUGUCUUGCUGAAGCAUGUGAAGUGUAACAGUAGCACAGGUAGCAUAACACAGGUUGUUUGGGAACAAAAUGCUCAAUUAGGCUCUUGUCAGGCCAAGAUGGUCUGGUUUAUGCAAAUUUAAAACAUAUCAACAUCACAGUCUUCAGUUAUAUUUUGGUUUUGUUUUUCAUUGCCAUUACACUGAACAUAACUCAUAGAGAUGCAGUGUUUUUUGUUUUUUUUUCUCUAUACAUAUGUGAAUAUUAAGAUGAAGUUAUUUUUGGGAGGCUUGUAAAACUGUCUUCAUAUUGUUAUUGUUCCCUCUAGUGGAAAAUAAAUUCUACAUUGUAUUGCUUUUGCUACAACAUUGCCUUUUUUGCUGCACUGCAACCAUAAAUUGUGGUGAGACGAUGUGAGAUAUUCAACUUUAUCCAAAAAGCCAAAAAAUGAUGUCUCUCAGUCUGACAUUUGUCUUCCAAAUUUCUACGAGGCGACACGUCUGGCCCAGCAGGAAAAGCUAGACGUAGAGAGCAGUUCCGUUUUUCAGAAGGCUGUACUAUAAUUAUUAUUUCAAGGCAGAGUUGUUGCCUGAGCAACACAAAAGCUCAUUAAUGUGUAUUGUACAAAAGUAUUUUAGAUGUAGUCUUUGUUGGAUUCAUUGACUUGAUUCCAUCUUUUCAUUAUAUUAAUAAUUUUUGUGAAAAUAUGAAAAACAUGCCCAUCCCUAGUAUGCCUCAUGUGUGUAAUCUGUUUGCUUGUUUGUUUUUUGAGCCAAUUCACCCAGCCAAUUGUCCAGUUAGGUAUAAGGUGGGCUUUUUGUACUUAAAUCCCGCUAUAGAAAGUAUUGAAAAGCAGUUGCCGCUUUGGUGCAAUGAGCCCAGUGUGUGGCUAGAUGGAGCUGUUUUUCUUAUUUGUCUACUCAGGUCUAGUGAGGGGGAAGGCUGUCAAAUUUGAAGUAAUAUCUUUCCUAGUGUUUUUGUGGUGUGGUUGCCAAUGAUAUGACCAUCUUUGCCAUAACUCAAUAUUCCAUCACAUUUCAGUUCACAUUAAAAAAAUCUGUGAACAAGUGUUCCGUAUGAUUAACAGGGAAGGCCUCUUGGUUGUCUUGAUUCUGGCUUGUUUUGUUGAAGGGAUUGAAACGCUGUACUACUGACAUUCAUUUCUCAGAGCUCAGCUGAUACACAGAAAUAUGCACACCUUUAUGAAAAGCUGUUAUUGUUCUUCGACACCAGUCUUGUAACUUAAUGGUCGUAUAUGUGUUAAAACAUCUCAGGAAGAUGAGAAGCUCCACAUUGUCUUUUCUACCCUCUGUUGUUUUUGUCCAACGAUAAUCAUUCAUUUCCGUCCCACGAUCCUUCUCCCCAAUGCCCAUCUGACGUCUACUGUGAUCAAUCUGUGUUCUCAGGAAUGUGAGUAAUUUUCUGUAUAAACAUCUUUUUGUUUUUCAGUGAAGAAUGAACAAUAAAAAACAUGUCUUUUUUUA